CACAUCUCCCCAGGAGCUUAUUCCUUUGCACUUUCCCCAGAGCUCUAAUACACGUAGAGCUCCUUCCCUGUCAUGACAAACGCGCCACCCCGUUGCCCUGCAAUCGUCCGCGCUUUCUCCAAGUUCAACAGGGUGCAUGUACACUACGUACCGGUAUAGGCAACCACGACCCAGCUCCCCUAUCCAGCUCUCCAUCCAUCCAUAUCAUCAAACGAAUAGGUUACCUCCACUUCUCCCUCCCAAUCAAGGUCCUCAUACCACCACAGGGGCUUCCCCGCCAUCAUCCAAUCCACCUUUCAUCCCCCCACCCUACUAUCGACGCUCUCCUCCUCUUCAACCUCUUCAACCUCUUCAACCUCUUCGACACGUCACCUCUUCUCUCUCGCAUACCAUUGAUAGGUCGCUUGGAACCCCUUUCUUUCUGUCAAUAGAGGGUAUCGCUGCGAACCUACCUUGGCGCUCGGAUAGGCGAUACAUACGCCCCGUCGUAUCGCAUCGAAUGCAUUCCAUUUGUAUUCCCAUCCUCAACUGAACUGAUUGCGUGUAUCCGUACUUUUCUGCACCCACCAAAGGCCUAUUUCCGUUUUGUCCGCAGCUAGAAAGCACGUUAUCAGUCCAUUUCGCUCUUUGGACGCCCAAAAGAACCGACGUUUCACCGGCACGCUCCGACUCGGUCCCU
Sodiomyces alkalinus F11 is the source of this 679-nucleotide messenger RNA. RefSeq lists its product as hypothetical. The record is from RefSeq and is a predicted model, not a curated record. The coding region runs from base 137 to 532 and encodes 131 amino acids. The transcript is spliced from 3 exons. NCBI's taxonomy places the organism in Eukaryota, Fungi, Ascomycota, Sordariomycetes, Glomerellales, Plectosphaerellaceae.